CACAGGCGGCCACAUUGCUCUCCUGAGUCCAUGAGCGCUUUCAGACACUCUCGUCAGUCACACGCACUUUUUUUGUACAGCCCGCGCACUCCAGGAUGACACUGCACUGAAAACACGGCAAGGAUUUUCUUUUCAGUUGAAAUCUCAAGUGCAACCAUGCCCAUCCUGAAGAAGCUCCCAGGUCGGUCAAAGAGCUGCCAUGACUUCCCCAGAGUGAAUGGCGAGCUGAUCCUACCCAGGCUUGACCUGGACCUCAAGGACUUGAAUGACCUGAAGGAGCUGAACAACCUGAAGGAGCUGAACAAGAACCUCAACCCUUUUGAAGACGUGGACCUGGAUGAAGAUGAGAGGAGCAAAGGUGACGUGGGCCUCAUCAUGGGGGAGGUCAGGGCUAACCUCCAGUACAGUGCCUCCCGUGAUGGAGAAGAGGAGGAAAAUGAGCUGAACGCCGAGAGGCACGGCGCAGGAAAUCAUAAAGGGAAGCCACUCAGGGGCACCCUGGAGAGGAUUUGUGGCGUGUCGCCGCUGAAAACCCUUGGAAAACUUGGGAAGGGGCUCCGCAAAUCCGGACGGAGUGUGUGGGGGAACAACUCUCUCCACUAUAGCCCUGGGGACUCAAACACGCUCCCAACAGAGAGGGAAAAGAGGAAAGGACUACGCAGGAGCUCCGAAGGAAUUAUGACUCUCUUACGCAUCACAGGCCGUCGUAAGGAGGAGCGCAGAGAAAGCCUGCCCUGUGGGGACCUGAGCGCAGACAGCGAGGCGGAGGCGUCCAGGCGGCCCUCCUUCCUCAGGAUGGUCAGUCUGGGCAAGCUGAAGAGGGAAUCCAUGUCCGACAAGGCAUCUCAGGAGACGGAGGAGGAAGCAGAGGAGGAGGAGCCGGUGGUGAAAACCAGAGAGCCCCUCUCAGUCCUGGAGAUCCUACAGUUAGUCAACCACCGGGACCUUCUCCUGGCCGACACACACAUUCAGGAGCUUGAGCGAGAGUGUGAGCUGUUGUCUCUCCUCCCAAACCAAACCAGUCCCACUUUGACUCCUACUUUCACCGCCUCCAGCCCUCCUGGCAUCGUUCCCCUGUCGUGUUCCUCCUUGGAUGACUCCCUGAGCUCCAAUGCAACUCUGGAUUCAAGCCGAAGGAAAGCAAAGGAUGUGGAGCUCCUCUAUGAGGCCUUGAUGAAGGAGAUGUGGGAUGUGGUGCGCGAGUCUCUGCGUCAACCCAGUGCUGGACCCAACCUCGGGCUUGUCGUACUGGUGAUUCAACAGGAAGAGCACGCUGACGCUGCAUGGGCUCUCCGAGAGGAAACCAAACCAGAACAACAUCAGGAUUUGGCUCCUCAAGUCCAACCAAGCCACCGUCCCCGACGACUGAAGAUGAAGUGGAAGGAAGCUGUGGCAGAAGCUGCCGACUGGAGCCUACCCCACCAGGUGGACACUCGAGCAGGCCAGCUGUCCUCGUAUUUGGAGCGACUCAGAUGUCGGAUGGUGGAUGACCUGGAUGCGGCACGUAGGAACGCCGUGUCCAUUUACCCGGAGGAGUUUUCCGCGUUCCAGGUCUAUGUGGAAAGUUACCACAGAGCUGUGGCGAAACGCUUGAAAACCAUGACCAGUGGCCCGCUACAGAUUACUGACGUCUACUCGCUGUUGGACUGGUUCUACAACAUCUACAACCGGGAUGUUCUGGGCACCAUCGGCACGGCAACACCCAUCAACUACGCCUCGCUGGAACCCAUUCUGCCUCAAGAUACGGUGGACAGGCUGGAAAAAGACUGCCUUAGUAUUGUCAAGGAGAAGGUAACAACGGAGCUGAUUCAGGUUCUAGAUGACGAAGAAAGACGAUGGGCCCAUAGUCUACACAUCGAGGAAUACCAGUCCCACCUAGCUCGCUCGGUUAUACAGAGGCUGAAAGUGGAUCUGGAUAAAUCUACAUCCGUGAACCAGUUCCUCGGGGCAAGAGUGGCUCGCUUUAGUCUCAUCGGUUUGGCUGACUUUCUUUACAGUUUCCAGAGAAAAGUGGAGAUGUUUCACGAGACGCAGGCAGAGUUUGGUGAUCGAGGAGAUGGAUACGUUUCCAGGACCAUAGCUCUGGUGAACUGUUGCCCUCCUCUCAGAUCCUUUGUGGAGCGCUGCAGGCAGUGUGACCCACAGACCAGCGAGGACUCGGCAAAGAGAGCCAACUCUUCUCUAGACAGGAUCAUCAACCAGUCUGUCAGGGUUCUGGCUGACAGGCUGUUUGAGCACAUCAGGCCGUUUUUUGACAAAAUGAUCAAGAGAAAGUGGCUGAACUACACGGAGACGUUCGAGGCCAUCGAAGCCAGCAUCAAGCAGCACUUCAAAAAGUUCCGAAGGAUGGAUCCUCCGCCCUAUCAGACCUUGGUGGGUGAGGUGCACCGACGGGUCCUGGUGGAAUAUGUACGCGCCAUCAUGCGGGGACGCCUCAUUUGUACCUCCUCCAAGAUGAGGAAGAGGAUGGCUUUCCGCUUGCAAGAUGAAGCCAAACAGCUAAAAGGACUCUUUAAGGACCUGGAAUCAAGCGCAUCCUGGUUGGACGGUCUCAUCUGCCACAUGGCUGACAUCAUUCUCCUUGAAGACACGCCCUCCAUCCAGAUGGAGGUUGCUGUCCUAGUGAAGGAGUUUCCAGAUAUUCGGCAGAAACACGUGUCCACGCUGCUGAACAUACGAGGCAUGAUGCGUCAGGCGGAGCGUCAGGAGAUCCUCAACAUUGUCAGAGACUUCCAGUGCAACUCCGCCUUAAUCGGUCGGGAUCGCGCCGUCUUUUCUGAUAUUCCCAUUACCUCAGAGGUGCACUGCAUUAGCAUCGGAUUCAUGCGCCUCGCCAUGGCUGUCACCAACUGGUUUUCCGAGCACCGGCCCAGGAAAAGACACAAGAAAAGUACACGAAACACAAGACCUCGAUCCGCUGAGAGUGAGAACAUGGAAGACAUAAACAAACACAACAGGGAAGAAUAGUCGUUUAGUGUGAAAGUAAGAAGAGCAGUUGCGGUCAUACUGUGUUGAAAUGAGAUGUACGUGCACCUUGACAUGUAAAGAAACUUGACUUGAGGUACUGCUCGUUCUGUACACUUCACAUAUUGUAGUUUUAGUCUGAGCUUAACAACAAGGAAGACGCAAAGAUAACCCAGCCAUAUACUGUAUACUAUACUCAUUUUUGGUUUCUACUUAUAUAAUAUAUAGUGAUGUGUUGAACUCUCACUGUGAAUGAUAUGGAUCCA
Doryrhamphus excisus (bluestripe pipefish) is the source of this 3230-nucleotide messenger RNA. It is a transcript of the gene exoc3l2a, whose product is annotated as exocyst complex component 3-like 2a. Gene Ontology annotation, molecular function: SNARE binding. Gene Ontology annotation, cellular component: exocyst. Gene Ontology annotation, biological process: exocytosis; exocyst localization. Lineage: Eukaryota; Metazoa; Chordata; Actinopteri; Syngnathiformes; Syngnathidae. The record is from RefSeq and is a predicted model, not a curated record.